UGUUUGCUUAACGUAUGUGGUCCACAGUCCAACAUAGUAGGUGAUGGUGAUGCACCUCAGUGGUGGCUGGAGAAAUUAGGAAGGAAGGAAGGAGAAGAUAGAAGAGUGUUGAAUAUUUCAUAGCUCACAAACUUUAACGUACAUGCAUCUCAGAAGAUGGCAAACACUUUUCAUCGUCUCCCAGCUGCGUCUUCCCGGGAGGAAGGGAGACAACUGAGACGGGUCCGUGUCUAUGACUGCCGCUCCAAAGACAGAGAGGCUAUCUGGACCGAGCUGGAAACGAGCGGUUUGGACUUUAAUGGAUUUCUUCAAGCUCUGCACAAUAAGUUUUCAAUCCUCUCCCAUGAGGUCUUUGUGUUGGCCACAACGGACAGAACAGUCUUGGAUUUUGACAGAUUUGAGGAGCUUCAGGAUGGCACUACCCUGUACUUGCUGCAAUCUGAGGACCAAGUUCUGCCAGUGGCCACGGAGGAGCACAUCAUGUUUAUGCCUCAUUAUGAUACUUUGAUCCGGAGUGGCAUGUAUGAGUACUACGCAAGUGAGGGCCAUAAUUCACUACCCUACACACUUGCUGAGCUGAUUGACAACGCUCUGUCGGCCACGGCUAAAAACAAAGGAAUUAGGAUAAUAGAGUUACGGAUGCUCUUUGAUGAAAGCCUUGGUAAACCUGCAGUGAUUGUCUUAGAUAAUGGAUGUGGGAUGACCUCUAAGCAGCUCAAUAACUGGGCAGUGUACAGACUCUCUAAAUUUACCAGGGAAAACAACAAUUUUGCAAGUAAGGAAGAGGGCUAUGUUCGUCCUGACCCUGUCCCUCGUAGUCUCAACAGUGAUAUAUCCUACUUUGGAGUUGGAGGAAAACAGGCUAUUUUCUACAUUGGAGACUCAACCAGGAUGAUCAGCAAACCAGUAGGCUCCCCGGAUGUUCAUGAGCUGGUUCUGUCGCAAGAGGACUUUGAGAGAAAGGAGAGGAACAAAGAAGAUAUUUACAGUGGGAUCAUCAAAAACAGGAAGCCCUGUGACUCUUCUCAUGUGACUAACGAUGAUGAGCGCUUCCUCCAUACCUUAAUUGAAGAGGAAUAUGGGAAGGAAAGCUUCACAGCCGUGGUCAUUACGGGAAUCAAGCCUGCGCACAUCGCCUUUUUGAAAGAUGAUUUCGAAGUGUGGACCAGGGAGCUAGCUCACAUCUAUCACUAUUACAUCCAUGGAGUCAAUGGAAAUGACAUAAGGCACACCUCUGCAAACUCAGACCAUCUCUCUAAAAUUGACAUUCAGGUCACCUUGCGGGAGAAGUCUCCCAAAUGUCCCAGCAUGGUGAAUCUCAGGGAAAUUGAUGAUGACAUGCAGACCCUCUACAUAAAUGCUGCUGAAGACACGUUUGAGUUUAAGGCAACCACCAGACCAGACAAUGGCACAGUAGAGGGAAUCAUUCGGUAUCAUCCCUUCCUUUAUGACAAGGAGACCUUCCCUGAAGACCCACAUGUUGCAAAAGCACAUUGUGAUGAUGACGAUGACGAUUAUGAAUCUGGAGUCCAACAUCAGGCAAAAAGAAAGAGGCCGAUCUUUGAGUGUUUCUGGAACGGACGUCUCAUACCUUACACCAAAGUGUCUGAGUUUGAUUGGUGUGCCUGGCCCCUCAAAGCAGCAAAGGUGCAGGUGCCUGAAGAGUGUUACAGUCGGUUUUCAGGGGUGCUGUUUACUGACGACAGAUUCCAGGUCAGCACGAACAAGCUCACCUUCAUGGACCUGGAGCUGAAAGUGAAGAACAAGGAGACUAUCUAUACACGCGUUGUUAAUGGACAGGAAAAAAGAAGUGACAUUCAGAGGGACUUCACACAGUGGCUAAAAAACUGUCAUGAGAAGUUGGACAAGCAAGUGAAGUUCCUGGGCUUCAAGGGGAUCAUAACACGAACAGAUGUGUCCACGAAGAAAAUGCAGCAUCCCUGGGCGACGUUCUCCUCCAUUGAAAGGGACGGCAAAAAAUUCAAAAGUGGCCAACUUGUGAAGUCUCAGAAAACAAAUCCCAUUCUGUAUGGUACCUUGGACAGGUUUUUGCUCUAUGGAGAUUAUGACAAAGAUGUCUUUGCCACAGGAGGAGAGGUUGAAGUGCAUCUGGAACCCAAAGAACUGUAUGACACAAAAAAGAUCAUACCCAUUUCCAAGAUCGACCAGACUGCCGCUGAUGAAGCCAUCAAGCGACACAUUGAAAGUGAGCGUGCCAGGUUUCCACAUACGCUAAAAGUCGAGUGGCCAGAUGGUAACCCCUGGCCAGUGAACGCUGUUCGUCCAGCUGGGACUCCGUUAGGGGCACUCAAAGUCGAAAUUCUGAACAUGAAAGGAGAGUCAAUGUCCAGGAUGCCGACAGUGACCCAGGGGACAGUGGUAAAGCUGAGUGUUAAGCUCAGAGUUGUGAAGCAUGGUAGAGAUGGUGCUGUCGUCAUGUUUGUUGCCCAGCAUUCACCAAAGUGGGGUUUCUGGUUCAGAAAAAUUGACGGUCUGUCCACUCCAGGGAAGUAUACUCUGUUUCUGGACACCAUUAUAAACGAAAGUAGUGCCACCCACUUUGGAGGCAGAGCCCUUCCAAGCUACAAACUGGACUUCACCAUCAAAGAGGGCAGUGCCGAGAGUUUCGUUAUGGACACAGUGAGCUCCACUCUUCGUGUAGGGGUGCCAUUCGACAUUCCUCUGCAGCUAAAAGAUCGUUACGGCAACCCCACAAUGCCUCUGCCCGACCUCCAGCCUGUACUCAAAUGCAGUGACCUGCAUCUGAGUUAUGAGGCAGUGAGCACGAGUGGGACCAAGUUCAUCAUCAAAGGUGUCAAAGCAAGAGGAAAAGUCCUAAAUUACCAACAAUCCAAGACAUAUGAUCUGAAAGUGACCUUUCCUGGCCUGAAAAAAGACACACACAGUGUCAAGAUCAGUCUUCUCCCUGGUAAUCCACAUUCCCUCCAUGUGAAGACAGAAGACAACCCAGUCAUUGUCGAGAACGGAAACCCUGUCACGUUUAAUGUUGAAAUUCAUGAUGAGGCUGGAAACAUCACUGCUCACCCCAAACAGAUUGUUCGCUGCCAGGUUCAGGGGCUUCCACCAGUAACGGCUGACUGCAGCAACACAGGAGCAGGGCAGCUUGUGACAAAGCCCAUAAACGUGAAAAUAAUCGUGGGAGAACCACAAAAGCUCAAAGUUCAAUUUGGGAUGCCUUAUCAGAAGAACAUAGCAUUGGUUGAGAGGGAGCUGCAGGUGAUGCCCAGCACAAGAGUCUCCACGAUAGAGAUCUACAGUGGAGAUGAUGACAAUCUGGUGCUGAAGAACAAUGAAAAGAUAGAAUGGUUGGCUGGAGGCUCAUUGCAGAACCUGUUCUAUAAGCUGUAUGAUGAGGCUGGCAGAGAGGUACCUCUCACUGCUGAAAUUGCCUCUAUGAUCAAGGUCAACUGGAAAGCAGAUGUUGAUCUGGAAGCGUUGGUGCAGGGUAAGCUGCCUGAUGUACUGGUGCCCAUGCAGGUGGAGGAACAACACUUCUACCAGGUGGCCUACCAAGACCAGAGUGUGUCUGUCUCCUUUACCGUAAUACCUCGUCCAGAUGAACCAGCACGGCUGAAAGCAUCUCUGCACCAAGGCACAGUUCAGCUGGGUAAAACCCUAUCGAGAGGCAUCAACUUGGAGCUUGUGGACCGGUAUGGCAAUGCAACCAAGAUGCUAACACCCACCUGUGUGAACCACAUGACUGUGAAAGCUGAGGAUCUGGACAAAUCAGCUGUUGCCUUUAUAUGGCAGGAAAGCAGUAGCUCUGUUGAGGUGACAGGAAUACGUUUCCAGUGUGGGACUCCUGGCAUCAGAGAGAUUUGCUUCACUUACCUGGACUAUACGGAGUCUGUCAUAAUUAAAGUGGCUCCUGGAGACCCUGCACAGCUUAAACUGCUCAGUGGACCUAAGCAGCCUUUACAGGUGUUAAAUGACCACAACAUCCCCACACCAUUCGUCGUCCAAAUCUUUGAUGAGUGGGGAAACCCCUCUCCAGACCAGAGGGUUGUGGUGGUAUUGGCGUCACCACCAUUGCUGAAGCUGACGACAGCUGUUACUUCACAACCAGUGAACGCAGAAGGAAAAGCCUCUUUCAUGGUUAGCUGUGUGAGCGGACCAAAGGGAAACUAUCAGCUGGAUUUUCAGGCUUCCUUAAACAGCAAACCCAUCCCUGGUCCAUCAGUGAAUCUCACCGUUUUACCUGACCCCAACAAACCCGUCAGCCUGUCAGUGAAGUAUGACACCGCUGCCAAGUUUCCUGCUGGAGGCACAUUCCCAGUGUUCUCAGUGACCGUGGUGGCUGAUGAUGGUAGCCCGAUGACAACUUUUAAUCCAGCUGAUGUAUCCAUGUUUCUGUGGGAUGGAGUGCCAUCAGAAAAUAAACCUCCACUAACAGCCUCUGAGCUGAGGUGUAGUAAGCCCAUUGGGAAUGAAAGGAAAGACUGUUUCCACUUUAGGGAUAAAGAAAUCCCAAGACAUGCUGGAGAGCACACCAUCCAGUUUUCUCUGCGCAACGGAGUCCUGUUCAGUAGUCAGAUUACUAUAAAUGUGGUGGCCAAUCAGCCUGCUCAGCUGAGACCCGACGUCCAGCCACAAGCCCCAGUCGUUUCCUGCUCCAAGGACAUUGCUUACCGAACCUUGGUGAAGAAUAUGACACUGAGGAUUAUGGACUCAUAUGGAAACCCAGCAGGGAAGGACCUGAACGGGAAGGUGGUCGUAUCUAUAACUAGUUCUAGUGGUGAUGGCAAAAAAAACCUCCCUCUGUUUGAAGGCAAUAUCAACAGACCCUCUAUUAACCUGAUAGAGGGAAAGGUCCACAUCACUCAUUUGGCUAUCAUGGAGAAGAGCCCUGGUGAGGAUGGCAGCACAUACACCCUCCUCUUCACACCUGAGGUGCCAAAGGUUCCCACUCCUCUGGUUCCUUUUGAGCUCACCUUUCAUUUUUACAAUGAUGCUGAGAACCAACAGAAAAUGUGUAUGCUGUUUAAGAAGAAAACUGAGCUCACUGCAGAUCUUGCUAAACGUAAAAGCCUCAUGAGUGAUUACACUGAAUACCUCAGUAUGCUGACAGAGCAAUGCCUGACUACAAGAGGCAAAGAGGCUGAGCUCAGAAAUGUGCUGAUCAAAAAGAAUGUGCAAAUAGCACAACAUGAAUCUAGCCCAGAGGUUGACAGACUCCUAAAAGAGAAGAUGAAGAAAGCUGAGACAAUUCUGAAAAUGCCCAGAAGAGUCUGCUCAAUCCGUGACAACUUCAAGGGGCAGCAGGAUGUUUUGGGAAUGGUUGGUCACUUGGCCUACGUGGAGGACGACGCUGCUGCGAGAGUUAUCUCCUGGCACAUCGGGGGUGACAUGGACUGUGUCAUCACCAAAACAACAGCAGCAGCUCGGAGGAUCUAUGACGACACCCAGGGCAAGCAGCAGGUCAUGGCCCUCGACAGCGUGUAUGUGACACCGCUUAACAGACCACUGCCACACAUAAGAAAUGGCCACAUGCUCUUUAAUCCCCAUGGGAAUCCGGUCUACGCCAGAGAUCUCUUGAUUUACCCCCAAGACAGUGAGAGCUGUGACAUGGCGUUUAAAAAUAUCCUCGGAGAUGCUAUUCUGAUUGAUGACCUGGACUCUGCAAACCACUACAGACGGGCAGUGGUGCAGAACAAGACACAUUGCCCCACCAUACUGACCAGGGACGGGGACAGGAUCAGUGCCAAGGGCAAAUUUGGAGGUGCACAGAACAAAGCUCCACCAAUCAACGCAUUAAAAGUGUUUGGAGCCCCCCUCCCACAGGAUUACAACACUCUUAUGGAACAAAUAGAACUACUCCGUCGGUACCAAACAGCUCUGCAAAAGAGAGAGAAAGCAGAAGAGGAGCGUGAGGAACAUUUAAAAUUCAUGGGGUCUCCUGAGAUGCUGAAAAAGGAACAAGAUAUAGAGGAGAUAAAGAAGCAGCUGGAUGAGAUUGAAAGACAACUUGUGUCUAGCCCCGUCAGACCAGUGAAGCGGGGUGCUGGACAGCCUUCUGGCAUCAUUGCAAAAAGAGCAAAAUAGAAAUCUACCUCAGAGGAGGACCUGAGCCAAUCACUUAUCCUUUAUUGGAAUUUUCUUUUCUUUUUUUUUAUUUCUGGGUUGAUUAUGCUCUUGUCAUUUUUAAAAAAUGUUUUAUUAGAAAUUUUUCUUUAUAUUUCAACAUUUGUGUAAUGCUCAAGACAAAAUUAUGUGUAAAAAUGUCCUAUAAAAAUAUAUAUUUACU
Molecule: messenger RNA, 6265 nt
Organism: Toxotes jaculatrix (banded archerfish)
Lineage: Eukaryota; Metazoa; Chordata; Actinopteri; Toxotidae
Gene: smchd1
Product: structural maintenance of chromosomes flexible hinge domain containing 1
Exons: 47
Coding region: 157-6063 (1968 amino acids)
Biological process (GO): double-strand break repair; chromosome organization
Cellular component (GO): chromosome
Molecular function (GO): protein binding; ATP binding
Source: RefSeq, a predicted model, not a curated record